Messenger RNA from Guillardia theta CCMP2712, 1254 nucleotides. RefSeq lists its product as hypothetical. The record is from RefSeq and is a predicted model, not a curated record. The transcript has 12 exons. Lineage: Eukaryota; Cryptophyceae; Pyrenomonadales; Geminigeraceae. The coding region runs from base 1 to 1254 and encodes 417 amino acids.
AUGGAUCAAACAAACAGUGACCUCAUUAGCAUUGAGAAGGAAGAAGAAGACCUCAAGAAACAAGUGGCAGACGAACAGAAGGCUUUCUUCCAGCAUCACUGGGAGGAAGACGAAAACGAUCUGCUGGACUAUUCCAAGGGCAAGACCAGCGACGAAGAGCUCGAUGUUGAGACUUUUGCUCUUGAACUCCAUGUAGCACGCUCAUCACUCGUGACCUUUGACUUGUCAGACGGGGAGCUGGAUUACCAGCUCAUCACAUCCGACGUGCUGGGGCUGCCGAAGCCCAAAUUUGUGGACUGGGAACUUUAUCUGCCUGAGACAGGAAACAUCGAAGACGACAAUCCGAUGUGCAUCCCUGAAGCCUGGCCGCAAGAGAUGAAGGAGGUGCGAAAGAAGGACAGGAGGAGGAAAGAGAUCAAGAGGAGGAGGGGAGGGGGGGAGAGGAAGAAUAAAGGGCAUCAAGAGGACAUGGAGUAUGUGCGGUAUAAGUUAAUCAAGGCGUGGGAUUCCGAGGAGCAGGAGUUUCUCAGCUUCUGCAAGGGAGGAGAAAAUCUCCUGCAGGCCUCUUGCUCUAGAGAUCGCCAGCUCCAGCUGUGGGGGCUCAGACAUGUGCAGAGUGUCGGAAGAAGCCGUGAGGGCGCGUACUUGGCGCUGGCCUUGGCGCUGCGACGCUCCUCCUCCUCCUCUGCGACCAGCUGGUACGAGCAGGGCGCGUCAGUGCAGUCGGUGGCUGAGGAGCUGCAAGCGAAGGUGGAGCAGGAGCUCGCGGCAGAGGAGCGGGAGGAAGAGGGCUGGACUGCUGGGCUGGAGCUGCAGGCCAUGGCAAAUGCGUGCGGGAUGCGGUUGCGGGUGAUGCGGGUGGGGACAGGUGGGAUGGAGCAGGAGGAAAAAGUGCCAGAGAGGGAGGAGGCACACGGGGAACAGCUUGACAAGGAAGACACACGAGGGGGUGAGGGAGAGGAGGUAGAGUUGAAGAAGGCUUUCCGUGCAGACGAGGGAAAGAGGGAGGAUGUUCUGGUGCUGUGUAUGAACGGGAAGCGAGUAUGGGCAGCGGUGGAGGGGAGCAGGCUGGAGGAGGAGGGAGGGCUGAAGGACAAGGAAUGUGUUGUCGGAGAGAUGAUUGAGGAAGGGAGACAAGAAUCGAAACUCAUGGCUGCCUGCAUGAAAGACCUCGUAGACAACGCGCUGGAAAGCUCUUUCGGGCUCAAUGGCUGUCGAUCGAUGAUGGCGAUACUAGGGGAGGAGGAGGGAUGA